Molecule: messenger RNA, 2801 nt
Organism: Arachis duranensis
Lineage: Eukaryota; Viridiplantae; Streptophyta; Magnoliopsida; Fabales; Fabaceae
Exons: 4
Coding region: 233-2599 (788 amino acids)
Source: RefSeq, a predicted model, not a curated record
UCCUCUUUCAUUCCAACGGAACCACCCAAAUAACGGCAUAUUUUCUGUAUUUCUCAAUUCCAAUUGUCCAAUUCAACUGCAUUCUCUCCCUCCUCCUCCAUUCUCUGAGAAUCCGGUGACCUAUCCCUUAUCCUUAAAUAAAUAAACAACUAACCUUAAACACUGUCCUCACUCUUUCACUUUUCUACUGUUUCUUGGUUGGAAUAUAAAGGAGCAAGGGUGGAGAAAGGGAAUGGUGGUGAAGAUGAUGAGGUGGCGGCCUUGGCCGCCUCUUGUUGCGAGGAAGUAUGAGAUUCGGUUGGUGGUUAGGAAGUUAGAGGGCUGCGAUCUGCUGCAGUUUGACUCCCAAGAGUCUCCCAAAUUGACGGUGGAGAUUAGGUGGAAGGGUCCAAAACUCACUCUGGGCUCUCUACGGAGGACUCCACUCUCCAGAAACUUCACUAGAGAAGCGGAUAUCCUUGACACUGCAAGAACCUUGGCUCAAUGGGACGAGGAGUUUCACACUGUUUGCACGUUCAGUGUCAACAAGGACAAUGCCUUCCAUCCGUGGGAGAUCGCUUUCACUCUUUUUAAUGGACUGAAUCAAGGGCCUAAGAGUAAGGUUCCUGUUCUUGGGACUGCUCUCUUGAAUAUUGCUGAAUUUGCAUCUCUAGCUGAUCAAAAGGAUUUUGAUUUAAGCAUUCCUCUCAUUAUUCCUGGGGUUUCUACCGAAUCUUCUCCCUCACUUUGUAUAUCGGUUAGCUUAGUGGAGUUAAGAUCAGCGCAGGAAAGUGCUGACGUAGUUCAGAGAUCUGUAGUUCCCCUUUCAUCUCCCUCUGCUCAGUCUGGAGAAACAAACUUGACGGAAAAGGAUGAGCUAUCUGCAAUCAAGGCUGGCCUUAGGAAAGUCAAGAUUUUUACAGAGUAUGUAUCCUCUAGGAAAGAAAAAAUAGCAAAAACAGCGUGUAAUGAGCUAGAGGGAAGUGAAAGUAGGUGUUCUAGGAGUGAAGAUUACCCCAUGGAUUCUGAUUCACUGGAUGAUUUUGAAGAAGGAGAAUCAGAUGAGAGGAAGGAAGAUUCCAGCUUUAGGAAGUCAUUUAGUUAUGAAAGUCUGGCAUACGCAAAUGCUGGAGGAUUGUUUUAUUCUAACACAAGGGUAAAUUGUGAAGAUGAAAGUUGUAUUUACUACAGCUACAGGAAGUCAGAUGAUGUGUGUUCACAGAUGGAGGAUUCAACUAUGUGUUCAUCUGAGCCUUAUUUGUCUCAAAUGUCAAAGCGAAGCAUAUUACCGUGGAGGAAGAGGAAGUUGAGCUUCAGAUCUCCCAAAGGUCACAAGGGAGAGCCAUUAUUAAAGAAGGCCUAUGCAGAAGAAGGUGGUGAUGACAUAGAUUUUGAUCGUCGGCAACUUAGCUCUGAUGAAUCCUUUUCACUUCGGUUGUACAAGACUGAGGAUGACUCGUGUGCAAAUGGCUCAUCAGUAUCUGAGUUUGGUGAUGACAACUUUGCUGUAGGGAGUUGGGAGCAGAAAGAAGUACUGAGUCGUGAUGGUCACAUGAAGCUUCAGACACAGGUCUUCUUUGCUUCAAUCGAUCAACGGAGUGAACGUGCAGCUGGUGAGAGUGCAUGUACAGCUCUUGUUGCUGUAAUUGCUGAUUGGUUCCAGAACAAUCAUGAUCUUAUGCCCAUAAAGUCACAGUUUGACAGUCUAAUUCGAGAAGGCUCAUCAGAAUGGAGAAAACUGUGUGACAAUGAAACCUAUAGGGAGCGGUUCCCUGACAAGCAUUUUGAUUUGGAAACUGUCAUUCAAGCAAAGAUACGCCCCCUUUCUGUGGUUCCAGGGAAGUCCUUUAUCGGUUUUUUCCAUCCUGAAGGGAUGGAUGAGGAGAGAUUUGACUUCCUGCAUGGUGCUAUGUCUUUUGAUAACAUUUGGGAUGAGAUCAGUCGAGUUGGAGAGGAGUGCCCAAGCAAUGGGGAACCGCAAGUUUAUAUUGUUAGCUGGAAUGACCAUUUUUUCAUCUUGAAAGUUGAAGAUGAUGCUUAUUACAUCAUUGACACAUUGGGAGAGAGGCUUUAUGAAGGAUGUAAUCAGGCUUACAUUUUAAAAUUUGACAGUAAUACACUAAUAUACAAGAUGCAUGAUGCUGCUCCUCACGAUUCGAAUGAGAAACUAAAAGGUGAGCAGCAAAUUGUUGAAGCAGUACAAGUUAAUGGUAAAGAGAUGGAUGAUCAGUCAAAGAGUGAGUCAGAAAAGGAACUCUUGUGUAGAGGGAAGGAAGCAUGCAAAGCCUACAUAAAAAACUUCCUGGCUGCAAUCCCUAUAAGAGAACUGCAAGCUGAUCUCAAGAAAGGUCUCUUAUCAUCAACACCUCUUCAUCAUAGACUGCAACUUGAGUUUAACUACACCCAACUGGUACAGUCUCAUGCUGCAACCGAAACAUCAUCCAUGGCUACUCCUGAUACCCUUACUUCAACUUCAGCCAUUGAAACAUCAUCCGUGGCUACUAUUGAGACCCUCGCUCUUGUGGUUACUGAGACACCUGAGGCUUUUGCUCUUCCAGAAAUCCAAGAAUAUGAGAAUGAGACUCUUACUCUUGCAGUAACAGAUGUUACGCAAUCUUAACUGUAAAUUGGAGAACUGUGGUGAUUCUAACUCGUGUCACUAGUUUUAAAUUUUAACUAUUUUUGUUUUUUCUGCUUUGAAGUUAGAUUUUAGUUUAACAAAUUAAGACCGAUUCAAGGCUCUUGAUGCCACAUAAAAAUGAAUGUGGUGUGCUAGAUUUGUGUCAGCUAAUUUUAUUUCUUGUGAAGGGUAUCUUUGUAAA